Molecule: messenger RNA, 2994 nt
Organism: Octopus sinensis (East Asian common octopus)
Lineage: Eukaryota; Metazoa; Mollusca; Cephalopoda; Octopoda; Octopodidae
Product: putative ankyrin repeat protein RF_0381
Exons: 12
Coding region: 70-1569 (499 amino acids)
Biological process (GO): protein localization to ciliary inversin compartment; signal transduction
Cellular component (GO): ciliary inversin compartment; nucleus; cytoplasm
Molecular function (GO): protein binding
Source: RefSeq, a predicted model, not a curated record
AACAAACUUACUCAGGUGAAAAAACCUUAAAACUCAAACUUAUCCAACUGAAAACUUCUGAUUCAAGACAUGGAUGUAAAUAAGAUUAUAAGCAAGAUUCAGAAUGGAGACUUUGAAGAUGUUGAACGGCUUAUCAAAGAAAAUCCUGAUAAAGUUAAAGAAACAACUUCAAAUGGCCUUACAUUACUCAUGGCUGCCUGUGAACGAGGCAGCAUAAGUUUAAUAACCUUAUUGACAGAAUCUGGCGCUGAUCUCAACAUCGGAGACAAAGACAAGAGGACAGCAUUGCAUUAUGCUGUGGAUAACCGUCAAACUGAGGCUGUGGCCUUCUUAGUCUCCAGGAGAGCAAAUGUUAAUGAGCAGAACUCACAGGGCGACACACCUCUACAUCGGGCUGUGUGGAACAAAGAUGAAGAUGUAGUCAAAGUCCUGUUAAAUAUCAAAGGAAACAACAAUUUACAGGUUAACAAGAAAAAUAAGGAUAGUAAGACACCGCUCCAUCUUGCUUCUCAGAACGGGCAAACGAAGAUUGUAAAACUUCUCCUUGAACACAAUGGCACAGACAUCUGUGCUGUGACCAAUUCAGGUGACACACCUCUGCAUCUGGCCUCAUUCCUUGGACACAUAGACAUUGUAAAACUUCUCCUACAACAGAAAGGCACUGGUAUCUGUGCUGUGACCCAAUCUGGUUGUACACCUCUACAUCAUGCCUGUCGGUAUGGACACACAGACACAGCUACACUUCUCCUACAACAAAAUGGCAUCGAUGCCAAUAAAGUGGACAAAGCUGGUGACACUCCUCUCCAUCUGGCAGUUCAAAAGCAACACCAUAAUGUGGUGGCUGCAAUGCUGGCCCAGGAUUCAGUGAAACUGGAUACUGAGAACAAUCGUAAAAGAACACCCUUACUGGAAGCCGUGUCUGCAGCCCACCUCGGAAUAAUCCAUGACAUUAUCACGCACGGUGCAAACAUGAAUGCCAUCGACAAUGAUGGCAAUAAUUGUUUGCACCUUUCCAUAAUAAGGAAAGAGAUAUUCCAUUCUGAGGUGGAACCCAUUCCCAUUUUAGAUGAGUGCUGCAAAGAGCUCCCACUGGACGAGGAUAGAAGGCUCUCUGGAAUUGUAGUUUUGAGUUAUCUUGCCAACCAAGGAGCCAGCUUAUACCAUCGUAAUAAUAAGAAUAUGACCCCAUUGGACUACAUAAAAAAUCAACUUUUAAAAGAAAAUUUACAAACAUUUUUACGAUCACUGUGUCGGUGGUGUCAAGAGAAAAAGGCUACUGUCACACUCCAUCCAUGUCAACAUACUGUUAUUUGUCAGAAUUGCUGUUCUCAAAUGACAUUUAAGCAAUGCCCCAUAUGUCGACAACACAUACACAGCAAAAGUGGAUUUGUGUGUCCAAAGUUUGAAGAGAAAGCAGUCCAGGCGGUUGUAGAGUCUGUUGAGUGUCCAAGGUGUAGAGAAAAAACAGUCAAGACGGUUGCAGAAUCUUUUGGUGAGUAUAAAAUAACUGUAAUUGAUUUCUAUAAAUUUUACCUUCACCUGAGAUGUAUUAUUUGUGUGAAUGACUGAGAACAGGUUCCAUUGUUACAUUUCUUUCGAAUGGUUAGCAAUAAAAGUAAUCUAUUCUCUACCUAAAAAUGCAAGAAUAUCCAAUAAAGGGGUUUUAUGAGACACAGGAAAAAUGUCUUUCACGAUAAGGAAAAAAUACAAAAGAUGAAAUAUAAACCCCGAAGCGGUUCUCUACCCUUAAUGAGACACAUUCACUUUUCUCUCAUCUCAUUGUUGUCUCCCUCCCCCCCUCUCUCUCUCAGCAUCUACAAGUAGCAGCCUCUAGUUUCCAGUCGUGUAACAACAUGAAUUAUAUUUAAAAUAUUGAUAUUACAGAAAUUUAAUAAAAUGUCCAGCAGUGUUGGCCCUGUUGCUAAAAUGGUUAAAUUAGAAAAAAAACAAAACAAUAGAGUUAAUAUUGUGUUUUGAAUGAAGGAAGAAAAACAUUUUGUUGUUUAAUGGUAAACAGGUGAGUUAAUGACAGUGUUUGUUUGUUGUACAUUUUCAAUAAGUUUACUGAUUAUUGUUGUUGAUGUUCUUGUUGAACAAGAUGGUUAAGUUGAAAGCUUACAAGUGUGAUCACCCUGUCUUUUUUUUCACUGUUAGUAAAUCUAUCAUUACAUCCAUUAAAACGAUGUCUUUGUCCAAGUAAGAAGCUUUGGUCUGCUGCUGAGACAAUUGCUCUCUCUCUCUCUCUCGCACUCUCUCUCUCUCUCUCGCUCUCUCCUUAAGGCAGACAUUGGCUGCAAGAUACAAUACAAUCGAUGUUAUUGUCCUCAUCAUUUAUAGUCUGCUCUCCUUGCUUCCAUGUAAUGGAUGGGUGAUCACUGUCCAAGUCAGUUCUUAUUCAGAGUUACUGUCCCCCUUGACUGCUUGAGAAACACAUCUCCCUUAAACAUUCCACCUUUUCUAUAGUGGGAUGCCCCCCCCCCCACACCAACCACUUCAUAAAGAGUCCUGAGUACAUUUUAAUGUGGCACAAGUACUAGAAAGAUUUUCAUGUGUCCAACAUUGAAACUGGAAUAGCUGUAGGUUGCACACUAUCAAUCACUUGGUUUGUGCUUGUUAUGGGGAUCGGCAGAUUUAUGAGAAGAAAUUACUCAGGCAAAAUCACCUAAGAAGACAUUCAUGGAUGACAUAAAAAUGCUAACAAGAGAUCCAAAGUAUAUGCAAUCAGUCCUAGAUAGAUUGGAUGGACUAAUUAAUUGCUCAAGAAUGCUGUUUGAAACAAAUAAUGAAUGCAUUCUGACAUUUGUGAAAGGUCAACAGAAGCAAGUGAAGUUCAAAAUAGCAGGAGAAACGAUGUGAAAGGUUAAAGAGUAACUUGUAAAAUGUUUUGGACUGUGGUAGACGAUCUCAUUGUCCGAUAAGAGUAGAGGCAUUGAUGUCAUUGCGGAAACCGAGGAUGGGCAAUAAGCAUUUGCCAAGUCAAAACUUCUGGGCAAA